UUGCUGAUCAAAUAAUGCUGGUACGCAGAAACAUGAGAAGAUCAAAUAAGAUGGACCGAAAUGCCGAAUGCUAUGCGCCAAGGAAUAUGCGGAAGGACGACGUGUCAACACCUAUCAGUGUCGAAAAGAAAUAUUGACUGAGUGGUGCAUUUUGAUUGUAGGCUCUGCGUCACUGGUGACGCGCGUAGCUACACAAACGCCCGGAAUCAAUGUUUAUCUUGCACAGACAAAAGAACAAGAGAAAAACGAUUACCCCCAGAAGCAAGAGAGAAGAACAGAGGAUCGAUGGAGAAGGAACCAAAGGGAGACGACGGAGGAGAUCUGAAGCUGCUCGGCUUGACGGUGAGCCCGUUCGUGAUCCGUGUACGCAUGGUGCUGCAGAUGAAGGCCGUGAGCUACCGGUACAUCGAGCAGGACCUGUUCAUCAAGAGCGACCUCCUCGUCACCUCCAACCCGGUGCACAAGAAGGUGCCCGUGCUCAUCCACGGCGGCAGGCCCGUCUGCGAGUCAUCGGCCAUCAUGGAGUACGUCGACGAGGUCUGGGCCGCCUCCACGACGGGCGCAUCGAUCCUCCCCGCCGAUCCCUACGAGCGCGCCACCGCCCGCUUUUGGGCCGCCUAUGCCGACAGCAAGCUGCUGCCCGCUUGGGUAGGCAUCAUGUGGGCGGCGACGGAGGAGGAGAGGACGGAGAAGGUCGACGAGACGCUCGCGGCGAUCGGGAGGUUGGAGGAGGCCUUCGGCGAGUGCUCGAACGGGAAGGCCUUCUUUGCCGGGGACUCCGUCGGGUACCUCGAUCUCGUGCUCGGAUCACAGCUGCUCUGGUUCGGGGUACUGCGUAAGAUGUUCGGCGUGGUGGUCAUCGACGACGACGCGGGCAGCAAGACUCCGCUGUUGGCGUCGUGGGCGAAGCAGUUCGUGGAAACUGAUAUGGCCAAGGAGGUGGUGCCGGACGUUGACACGGCGGUGGAGUACCUGAAGAAGCUUCAGGCUCACCGUCCCGGGUCCACGGUUACCCAGUUAUUGUCUUGACACUUGUUCAUGUCGACUUGGUGUAACUGGAGGCUCUGGAGCCAUCAUCGUUAGGAACACACAACAAGAACGCACUGCAAGAGAGCAGAACAGAGAGAGAACACACAACAAUGGCCGGCGGUGGAGACCUCAAGUUGCACGGCCUGCGGGUGAGCCCAUUUGUAAUCCGCGUUCGGAUGGCUCUGCACAUGAAGGGCCUGAGCUACGAUCCUACGAGUACAUCGAGCAGGACCUCUACAACAAGAGCGGGCUUCUCCUCGCCUCCAACCCAGUGGAGAGGAAGGUGCCCGUGCUCAUCCACAACGGCAAACCAAUACUCGACUAGCCAUCCAUCGUGCAAUAUAUCGACGAGGUUUGGGAAACCAAGGGGCCCUCCAUCCUUCCCGCGGACCCUUACCAGCGCGCCACCGCUCGCUUCUGGACCACCUAUGUUGAUGACAAGGUGUGAUUGUGUCUCCAAAGCUCUCUCAUCUUAUGCAUGCCAUUUUUAUACUUUUUGAACAUUCC
Messenger RNA from Brachypodium distachyon (stiff brome), 1536 nucleotides. Its product is annotated as probable glutathione S-transferase GSTU6. Gene Ontology annotation, molecular function: glutathione transferase activity. Lineage: Eukaryota; Viridiplantae; Streptophyta; Magnoliopsida; Poales; Poaceae. The transcript has a single exon. Gene Ontology annotation, cellular component: cytoplasm. The record is from RefSeq and is a predicted model, not a curated record. Gene Ontology annotation, biological process: glutathione metabolic process. The coding region runs from base 286 to 1029 and encodes 247 amino acids.